Molecule: messenger RNA, 1614 nt
Organism: Hyphopichia burtonii NRRL Y-1933
Lineage: Eukaryota; Fungi; Ascomycota; Pichiomycetes; Serinales; Debaryomycetaceae
Exons: 2
Coding region: 1-1614 (537 amino acids)
Source: RefSeq, a predicted model, not a curated record
AUGCAACUCUCAAAGCUUGACGGGAAACAACAGAAAUCAUCUUAUACCUUGUAUCUUAGUCAAUUGCUUGUCAAAUAUGUGGUGGUACCAGGGUUGAUUGGAGCCGGGGUAUACGCUGUUGAUGAGAUCUGGUAUCUGUCGUUGUUGCAGCGAUCGAUUAGGGCCGUGUAUGGAUUCCUGAAGAUUGCUUAUUAUUAUAGUUAUGGUAAAAGCAGUUUCGAUAGUACUGAAUCUCUACAUCAAUAUGCAGCAGAUGAGUUACUUAAGAUUUUGAUGAAGAAUAAAGGAAUAUAUAUCAAGUUGGGACAAGCCAUUGCCAAUCAGGGGUCGGUGUUCCCAAUUGCGUUUCAAAGAAACUUUGUUAAGUUAUAUGACGAUGCAGCAAAUGACGAAUGGGAGAGUAUUGAUAAGAUGUUGAAAAAAAACUUGGGUGAAGAUUAUGAAGGGGAAGUGUUUGAAUACAUUGAUCAUAAGCCAUUUGCCAGUGCAUCGAUUGCGCAAGUUCAUCAGGCAAGAUUAAAAAAUGGUGGCGACGACGUUGCAGUUAAGAUUCAGCAUGAUUAUAUCGACAAACAGAUUGUGGUGGACUUGGCAGUUUACCGCUUGAUAAGUAAGAUAUAUGAAGCUGCUUUUGGAAUUCCCUUCACCUUUUUCACAAGGUACAUAUCGGACCAGUUGAUGAAAGAAACCGAUUUCGAGCAUGAAUUGCAAAAUGCCGAAGGAUUAAGAGCUUUAAUCGAUAGUGAUAGUGGAUUGAGAAACAUAUACAUCCCCAAGAAUUAUCAGGAAUUGUCUACUAAACAAGUUUUGAUCAGUGAGUGGAUUAAUGGAGUUUCAUUAACAGAUAAGCAAAAAUUGAUCGACCUAGGCUUUAGUCUUGGUGCUAUAAUGAACCAGUACCUCAAACUCUUCGGCAAACAGAUUUUUGAAUAUGGAUUUGUUCAUUCUGAUCCUCAUCCUGGGAAUUUAUUAGUUAGAUAUGUUAAUGGCAAGCAACAAUUAGUUAUAUUGGACCAUGGCUUAUACAUCAAACUACCUGAGAAAUUCAAGAUCGAGUACGCUCAGCUUUGGAGAUACUUGUUUGAGUUGAAUAGAAAUGGAAUUAAAGAAGUUGGUACCAAAUGGGGGAUCAACUCAAUAGACUUGUUUGCAACCAUGAUUCAAUUAAAACCAACAACAAGCCCAGACUUCAACAAAAUGAAUGACAGAAGAAACGCCAAUGAUCUAUUAUUCAACUUUCUAAGUGAUGAAAGAAAGUUUCCCCUCGAACUACUUUUCCUUUCCCGUACUAUGAGAAUGAUUCAAAACCUCAAUCAAACAUUUGGUAGUCCCGUUAACAGAAUCAACGUAUUAACAAUCGAGGCAACAAAUUCUUUGCUCAAGAAUACAACUAACUCGAAUUUGAUCUUUUGGAGUAAAUCCUUGGAAUCGUGGAACUUAAUCAAACUAAAACUCGUUCUAUUCACCAGUAAUUUGGUCUUUUACUUCUUCCGCAUAAAACAAAUUCUAUACGGCGACCGCUAUGGUGGAAAAGGCGAAGGUAUAGAAGAUUACAUAGAGCACUACAUGAACAACACGGCAAGAUCCUUGGGUCUUGAGCUAGAACAUAAAUAG